AUGGGAGAGAUGUCCGUUGUCGGCAGCAGCGAUGGGAUUCCAAGUUCAUCAAAAGAUUCAUUCUUCUCGAAUCUGUAUGAAAACUUGAACACGAAUCCCUAUUUCAAUGCAGGAGCAGGGUUAGCUGGAAUAGGUUAGACUGAGUCGAAUGUUUUAAAGUCCGCAAUAAAUACAGGAAUUGCGAUGAGCUUUUUGAGAAGGACAGCUCAAAUCAGCAACACGUUUUUACGUCGGCGAUUCAUGAUCACCUUGCAAGUGAAUAAUGAAGAUGCGUAAGAACACUAUUAGGGAGAAAAGAAGAGUUGAAAGUUACAGUGCGUAUCCGUGGUUGCUCGACUUUAUCAAUAAGCGUAGUGCCACACAGACCCGGAAUCUCUCCGCCAAUACGGUUGUUCAUCAGGCGGAGAGCGGAAAGACCGAACUGUCGAUAUCGUUCCUUCCGGGACACGGAACCCAUUUCUUCGUGCACGAUUACAGAUGGAUUAAAGUGGAGAGACAGAGAGAAAAGCAAGUGAUUCAGAGAGACGGAAUACGGACUCCCUUCGAGACGGUCACUCUCACCACUCUCGGUUCCGACGUCAAGUUUUUCAAAAAAAUGUUGGAGCAGUCGGCAAAGGAAGCGAUUGACAAUGCCGAAACAGGACUGGUUAUUUAUCAAGCUAUCGGGCCACAGUGGGUCCGAUUCGGAGUUCCGCGCAAGAAGAGGGACAUCGAUUCGGUGGUGUUGGACAGAAAUGUCUGCGAGGAACUCAUUCGAGACUUCCAUGAAUUCAUCGGAUCGGCAGCAUGGUAAACAAUAGAAUAGUUGGGAGUUCAAGACAGUGUAUUGCAGGUAUGCGGACCGCGGAGUGCCCUACAGAAGAGGAUAUCUGUUCUACGGACCACCCGGCACCGGAAAGAGCAGUUUCAUCUCUGCGUUGGCCAGUCACUUCGGAUACAGUGUCUGUCUUCUCUCACUGAGCGAACGAACACUUGACGACGAUCGGUUGGUAGUUUCCUUCCGGUGCUGACCCUCAUAGCCUUGUGUUCAUCUCAGAUUGAAUCAUCUGCUGAACACGGCGCCUCCGAAUAGUGUCGUGAUUCUCGAAGACAUCGACGCGGCGUUCGUGAGCCGAGAGGACCCGCUGAGCAACCAUCCGGCCUAUCAGGGACUCUCCAGGGUCACAUUCUCCGGCCUUCUGAAUGCGUUGGACGGAGUGGCGUGUGCGGAGGAACGUAUCACUUUCAUGACGACCAACUACGUGGAACGACUCGAUCCCGCACUCAUUCGGCCCGGAAGAGUCGAUCGGAAGCAGUACUUUGGCAAUGCGACGGAUCAAAUGCUCAAAAGAGUCAGUCUUGAAAAAACCCAGCCUUGGUUAUUUCCUCUGAUUUUCAGAUGUUUGAACGCUUCUACCGAGAGCCGAAUGACUCGAAACUCGCAGAGCAAUUUGUGCAGCGAGUCUCCGAGCACAAAACGGAACUCUCGCCCGCCUGCAUUCAGGGCCACUUCCUAAUGCACAAACAAGAUGCACAAGGAGCCAUCGAAAACCUGAAGAACAUGUUCAAGUCCGUAUAA
Molecule: messenger RNA, 1558 nt
Organism: Caenorhabditis sp. 36 PRJEB53466
Lineage: Eukaryota; Metazoa; Nematoda; Chromadorea; Rhabditida; Rhabditidae
Source: the annotation of a GenBank genome assembly